UACCGUCCAAGAGCGCCUCGUUUAGCCUGUAAUUUGCUCAAACACCAGCAAGCUCUCGUGCCAGAAACAUCCGUCAGAGCCGCGGAGCUCUGGCUUGUCGGAGUCUCGAGUACGCGCCAAACGGUCCUUGGGCUCCAGUUUCCGUCACGUUUUUCGUUUACCUUUUUUUUUUUCAAUCACGAGGAGCCUCUGCGUAUUCGAGCAAUCGCGUGACGCGCGGUGAACCUCGAUGGAGAGACGCGGUCGCGCGGUGCCAGUGAGUGACGCGAGAAUCGGCUGACUGUGUCGCGGUAUCGCGUGGGUGACGACAUCACCGCGACGCUCGGGGAUCAUCGUGGACUGGGUGAUCCCUAGGUGACAAUUCCGCACGGGCGAGGUGAACGAUGAGUAGCGGUGAUCGUAGUGCUGGGAACCGACUAGUGAUCCAGAGAUACGCGGCGAGAUCGUUGGACAUGGUGGUCUAUCAGUAAUCUCGAGAGGAGAGAAAGCUGGUACGAGAAAACGACACGACCGCGACGGUAUCCGAGACCAGGAGUUAUCAGUGUGUUCGAGAGUGAGUUCCGAGUGUUCGCGGGAGAUAACCUCGGCGCGUCGAGGUCGGCCUGGCUACAGAGGUCUCGGUCCGUCGAAGCAGGCCUGCGUCUAGGUGGUCGCAGGGAUGCGGCGGACUUGACUCGAGCCAACUGCGACAAGUCCGGUCCGUCCUGCCCAAUUGGGAGAAUCCGUGAGCCAAGCGUACGAUAAUCGUACGAUGAUGCCGCUCGCGCCGACGCCAAUCGUUCCGGUGCCCUCGAAGCCGAAGAUCGGCUUCAGCAUCGACUCGAUCGUCGGCGGCGGUGGACAGGGUCGCGAGGACCGAUUGGACCGGCUGGAACGCGUCGAGAUCGAGAGGGACGAUGGGAGCCCGAUGGACGUGGAAGGGUCCUCGUCGCCACGGAGUCGUCGGGUCACCGCGAGAUCGCCGGGUGCUCAUUCGGAGGGCUCCGACCGGCCCGUGUCGCGGAGCUCCUCCGUCGAGUCGUACCCCAACUCGCGGAGGACCCCCUCGCACCCUGGGAGCCUGCAUCAUCAUCACGCGAACCAUCACGGCCAUCAUCAUCACCUGUCCGCCGCGACGCACUUGGACUUUGGUCGGACGACCGUCCACAGCCACAGCGGCGGGUCCACUCCCAACAACAGCCCGAGUCCGCCUCACAGGAUAUCCCACGGCGACUCUCCCGUCGGUGCUCAUCCCCAGCCGCCGCCAGGAGUCGUCAGACCGAGUCCCAACUAUCUAGCGCCGCCACCAGGUGCGGCCACCGCGGCCGCAGUCGCCGCCGAACAGUUGAAGUCCCUCUAUGGGCUGCCUGGACACGGGCCCACCGGGCCCCAAACGGGCCAAAACGAGUAUCACACCCAACAGUUGGCCCUGGCUGCGAAUUUGGCCGCGGCCCAGCACUUCCAAGCGGCGAACCUCGCCGUGGCCCUUCAGGCGCACCACGGAGCGUCGCCGCAUGGCCCGCCGCACGGACCCUAUCCUCACGGCGGUGCAGCUCCAGGUGGACCUCAUCCUCCGCCUCAUCCUCAUCAACCACCCAGAGACAGUUACCCGCUCUACCCAUGGCUGCUCUCCAGGCACGGACGGAUCUUCCCUCACAGAUUUCCCGGAGGCCCAGACAUACCAGGGUUCCUCCUGCAGCCGUUCAGGAAACCGAAGAGAAUAAGGACAGCCUUCAGUCCCAGCCAAUUGCUGAAGCUCGAGCACGCAUUUGAGAAAAAUCACUACGUGGUCGGCGCUGAAAGGAAGCAGCUGGCGCAGGCGCUCUCGCUGACGGAAACACAGGUGAAGGUCUGGUUCCAAAAUCGUCGAACGAAGCACAAACGGAUGCAGCAGGAGGAGGAGGCGAAGGCGCAGCAGCAAUCGGGCGGCGGGGGCGGCGGGGGCGGCGGGGGGAACGGGAACAACAACGCGAACAACAAAAACACCCAUCACGUGAGCAAGUGGCAGCAGGAGACCGGUGACUAUCACCACGAGGAGGAGGAGGAGGAAGAGCACAUCGAUCCCGAGGCCGAAGAGUGUUCGAGCGGGUCCGAGGCGUAGCUAGACGUCCUCUGCCUGGACUAAGGCGUCAGGAGUUCCGUCUGACCGACGAGGAACGUCCUCGAGAACGUCUCACCAGCUCCUCCGGUCGAAUCCCGAAGGACUCUGGAGUCCAAGUGGAAUCACAACGAAAUUCGAGGAAUUUCCAGGUCGAACCCACGAGUAAAGACCUGGAAUCGUCGAUCGUUCCAAACGUGGACCUGGAAUUGAAUCACACGGGGAAAUGGGGCUGACACCCACGGGAGGACCGUUCGGGGAAGGUCCAGGAACCGAGUCGCGUCGGUGAGGCAAUUCCAGACUGGAAUUGCGAAGCAAUAUCGAGGCGGAUUUGUCGAGCAAUUUCAG
Hylaeus volcanicus is the source of this 2425-nucleotide messenger RNA. Its product is annotated as homeobox protein EMX1-like. Lineage: Eukaryota; Metazoa; Arthropoda; Insecta; Hymenoptera; Colletidae. The transcript has 3 exons. Gene Ontology annotation, biological process: neuron differentiation; brain development; regulation of DNA-templated transcription. The coding region runs from base 752 to 2080 and encodes 442 amino acids. Gene Ontology annotation, molecular function: DNA-binding transcription factor activity, RNA polymerase II-specific; DNA binding. The record is from RefSeq and is a predicted model, not a curated record.